This is a messenger RNA of Fusarium vanettenii 77-13-4, 769 nucleotides long. RefSeq lists its product as uncharacterized. Lineage: Eukaryota; Fungi; Ascomycota; Sordariomycetes; Hypocreales; Nectriaceae. The record is from RefSeq and is a predicted model, not a curated record. The coding region runs from base 200 to 634 and encodes 144 amino acids. The transcript has a single exon.
AAGCAAUCUACUAAUUAAUCUCUAUUACAUCUACAUUCGCUCUACAUCAUCCACCCACUCUUCCACUCGCUGCCGCCAUCAACUGAAGCUCCCAUCCACCACAUCUUGACCAGCAGCAACAACAAAACAACCACACCCACUAUCACAAGAACAACAAAAACAAUACCAACACUCUCAAAAAAACCCCAUAACAAUUACCAUGCAUUUCACCACACUCAUCGCCGCCACCGCUGCCCUCGCCUCCACCGCGACAGCAAGGUUCCUUCCCCCCGACGCCAUGGAGAUGCUCAAGCGCACAAUGGUCCCCAACCAUGUCUCCGCCAAGGUCGUCGCCGUCAACGGCUUCGGCAAGGACCAAACCAAGCACACCAUUCUCGUCCCCCUCGGCCGUCUCACACACGUCAGCCGGACGCAAAUCACCGAGCUCAGAGUCGAGGGUGUCGACCACGUCGCUGAGGCGCCCAAGCCUGCCGAAGACAACAUCGUAUGUCAACGAUAUCUCAACCAGUAUGCCUCCAAGAUUGGUAGCGAGCGGUUUACCAACAAGGCGCCUGCUCAUAUCUCUACAAAUCCUGUCGACUUUGGCUGGAUUCUGUGCUAUGUCACCAAUGAGCAGUGGAACUCGGAGUUAUGAGAGGGCUAAAUGACUGGUUUUUGGAGUUGGGAAUAAUUAGACCUACUUUACAUGUCUUCGGGAUGAGUCUUUUGAGCCUUUUGAGCCUUUUAGAAUAGCGAUAUAUGCCUAAUGAACACGCAAGUAAUUACUUUG